This is a messenger RNA of Eimeria maxima, 1317 nucleotides long. Its product is annotated as DNA repair protein, putative. Gene Ontology annotation, biological process: mitotic recombination-dependent replication fork processing; chromosome organization involved in meiotic cell cycle; reciprocal meiotic recombination. Gene Ontology annotation, molecular function: ATP binding; ATP-dependent DNA damage sensor activity; single-stranded DNA binding. The transcript has 7 exons. NCBI's taxonomy places the organism in Eukaryota, Apicomplexa, Conoidasida, Eucoccidiorida, Eimeriidae. The record is from RefSeq and is a predicted model, not a curated record. The coding region runs from base 1 to 1317 and encodes 438 amino acids. Gene Ontology annotation, cellular component: condensed nuclear chromosome.
AUGAUCAUUACGCAACUCCUGCUGCAAGCCAGCAUAUUCAAGUUACUUUUCAAUGUGACAGCACUGACGUGUCCCGUCAGAAUCAUUUCCUCGACUUUUUCCACGAAUAGUGAAACUUCUACAUUAAAAGUGUGCCCUAUUGUUGUCUCGGAUUGUGGCAUGAGGGGGUGUGCUACUCGCAGCUGGUCUUCUUUGCGCCGGCACCGUAGGGGAGGCGGGUUACCAAGUCUCUGCUUCUAUUUGUGGCCGACGGCUCACGGCUUAGAUUUUCGACCAAUGAGCUCUACAGUGCAGGAGACCCGGCAAGCCCCAGAACAACAACUUCAAGAUGUGGGGGAAGACCUUCAGACAGGGCCUCUCAAGCUCGAACACUUGCUAGCCAAGGGGCUGACUAGGAAGGACUUGGACUUGCUAAAAGAAGGGGGUUUGCACACCGUAGAAUGCGUGGCCUUCGCUCCACUGAAGACGCUGCUGGCGAUAAAAGGGAUUAGCGAACAGAAGGCAGCCAAGCUGAAGCAAGCCAGCAAAGAGUUGUGCAGCUUGGGUUUCUGCUCGGCGCAAGAAUACCUUGAGGCACGAGCAAACCUAAUUAAAUUUACAACAGGAAGUGUACAGCUCGAUGCGCUCCUUAAGGGGGGCAUCGAGACAGGCAAUUUGACAGAACUCUUCGGAGAAUUUAGAACUGGCAAAACCCAACUAUGCCAUACGCUUGCGGUGUCCUGUCAGUUGCCAGUUGAGCAAAGCGGGGGUGAAGGAAAGUGUUUGUGGAUUGACACAGAAGGCACUUUCAGACCCGAACGCAUCGUCUCAAUCGCUAAGAGAUUCGGCUUAGAUCCGGGCGACUGUCUGGACAACAUAGCCUACGCCAGAGCCUACAACUGUGAUCACCAGCUGGAGUUGUUGACACAAGCAGGAGCGAUGAUGGCGGAGUCUCGCUUUGCGUUGUUGAUUGUUGACAGUGCCACAGGUCUAUACCGCUCCGAGUUCGCCGGACGAGGGGAGCUGGCGAGCAGGCAAAUGCAUCUAUGCCGUUUCUUGCGUUGCUUGCAGCGCAUUGCAGAUACUUACGGAGUAGCGGUUGUUGUAAGCAACCAGGUUGUCGCCAAGGUGGACAACGGCCCUUCCCUCUUUAACAGCAACGAGAAACUUCCAAUAGGGGGUAAUAUAAUGGCGCAUGCAAGCCAGACGAGGCUCUAUCUGCGCAAAGGAAAGGGGGAAAGCCGCAUUUGCAAAAUCUAUGAUAGCCCCAGCCUCCCUGAAGGUGAAGCUGUCUUUGCUAUCGGUGAGGGAGGCAUUGGGGACUAUGAAGACAGCUGA